Anthonomus grandis grandis is the source of this 1456-nucleotide messenger RNA. It is a transcript of the gene colt, whose product is annotated as congested-like trachea protein. The transcript is spliced from 4 exons. Gene Ontology annotation, molecular function: O-acyl-L-carnitine transmembrane transporter activity. Gene Ontology annotation, biological process: mitochondrial transport; carnitine transmembrane transport. The record is from RefSeq and is a predicted model, not a curated record. Lineage: Eukaryota; Metazoa; Arthropoda; Insecta; Coleoptera; Curculionidae. Gene Ontology annotation, cellular component: mitochondrial envelope. The coding region runs from base 108 to 1019 and encodes 303 amino acids.
AGUCAGGUUAGAAUUUACGUCAAGUUCGUGGAAAUAGUAAACAAAUUCAAAUUUUCAAGUUGUUUUUUAAAGAAUAUUAGUGUUUUUGUAAAAAUUACUUAUUAAAAAUGGGUGACAUAACUCCAUUUGAAUAUUUUUUAUGUGGGGGUUGUGGAGGCAUUUGCACCAUAUUAGUUGGUCACCCUUUGGACACCAUAAAGGUUAGAUUACAAACUAUGCCAGUACCCGAACCUGGUCAGCUUCCCCAUUAUGCUGGCACAUUAGACUGCUUUAAAAAAACAAUACAAUAUGAAGGACCCAGAGGUCUCUAUAGGGGCAUGGGUGCGCCCCUUUUAGGAGUCUCACCAAUAUUUGCUCUAUCAUUUAUGGGUUAUGGGGUAGGCAAGAGCUUAUUCUGUCCAGCAGAUACUUCUCAACACACAUAUCUUCAAUACCUAUCAGCUGGGGCAUUCUCAGGAAUUUUUACAACUUUUAUAAUGGCUCCCGGAGAGAGAAUAAAAUGUCUCCUGCAAAUUCAAGAAAAAGGGAAGGGCAUGUACAGUGGACCAGUAGAUGUUGUAAAGAAGCUUUAUAAGCAAGGAGGCAUUGCCUCAAUAUAUAGAGGAGCAGGAGCAACAUUUCUUCGAGAUAUUCCUGCAAGUGGUGUAUACUUUUUAACAUAUGAAGCUGUGCAAAACUACCUCACAGAUAAUGGCAAUCACCAAACUGGAAUUGCAGGUACCAUCUUAGCUGGUGGUUUGGCCGGCACAGCUAACUGGCUCAUUGGUAUGCCAGCAGAUGUUUUGAAAAGCCGAUUUCAAACAGCUCCCGAAGGUACUUAUCCAAACGGCAUAAGGGAUGUUUUCAGAAACUUAAUAAAAACAGAGGGACCCCUUGCUUUAUACACAGGUAUUACUCCCGUUCUCUUAAGAGCAUUCCCAGCCAACGCAGCUUGCUUCCUAGGGUUUGAAUUAUGUAAAAGACUUCUUAGAUAUUUGAAACUUGAUGAUGAAAAACAAAAUGAUGUUCAGGUUACAUAGUACUGAUAUGUUGUGCUAGUCUUUUUUGUGACUAAUUGUAGAACUAUAUUUUUCUGAAUUUUAGAUGAUAACGAGAACUAUUCUUGUUAUUUUUUUUUAAUUGUUGAUGGUUUAUUUUGUAGGCCAGUUAGCGGGUUUAGCGACGUUUAACUUUUUUUGUGAUUAUAGCUUGAAUUUAUAUAAUUUUCAUUAGAACCGUCUCAAAGCAGCUGUACUUAUAUUGUAACUUGAUGGCUGGCCUACGAUAUUGUUUCAAGUUAAUUAAAUCGAUUUUGUUAUUGCCUUUAUUUCUAUUGUUGUUAGUCUGAAUAUGUUCCAUUUAUGUAAAAAAUCAUUAUUUUAGAGUAAAAAUAAUGUUGAAGUUGUACCAUAUUGGUAAGCCAAAACUUGAUGUAUAUUAAUAUAAAGUUAUGCACAUUAAAUUUUGCUACAAUCUG